AUGUCUCAGUACUCUGGAAAGAUCACCUUCUACGAGGGGAAAUGCUUCACCGGCAGGAAGCUGGAGGUCAGGGGAGACUGUGAUAACUUCCAGGACCGCGGCUUCAUGAACAGGGUGAACUCCAUCCGUGUGGAGAGCGGAGCCUGGAUCUGCUACGACCACCCCGACUUCAAGGGCCAGCAGUACAUCCUGGAGCACGGGGAGUACCCAGAGUUCCAGAGGUGGAACUCCCACAACGACCACAUGGGAUCCUGCAAGCCCAUCCGCAUGCACGGGGAGCAUUACCGCGUGGAGCUGUUCGAGGCCUGUAACUUCUCAGGUCAGUGCGUGGAGAUCUGUGACGACUGCCCCUUCCUGCAGAGCCGCGGCUUCUCCAAGAGCUGCAUCAACUCCGUCAAGGUGUACGGCGACGGAGCCUGGGUGAUGUACGAGGAGCCGAACUUCCGCGGGCGCAUGUACGUGGUGGAGCGAGGAGACUACUGCAGCCACAACGAGUGGCAGGCCCAGAACCCCAACAUCCAGUCCAUCCGCAGGGUGGUCAACUACUUCUAACCCGUUACCCCCGGCAACCCAAUAAACAAACAGCUUCCAACCAGCGAGUCCUGUCCUUCUCUCUGGACACACACACACACACACCUUUGAUCUCAUAUAUAUAUAUAUACUGUAUAUAUACACACACUCUCUGGUACUCACUGAUGACAUCAUCACAGAUUCAACCUUCACAUCUUUAUUGUCUUCAUCAAACAUCAACUCAAUAUGAACAUGAAAGGAAUUUAAAUUAAAUGUUUGACAAAAACAAAACGUUGAUUAUCGUCAUCAGAACAACAAUAAAUAAAGUUUACUUAAGAAAAUAAAAUAAA
Messenger RNA from Pungitius pungitius (ninespine stickleback), 860 nucleotides. It is a transcript of the gene crygn2, whose product is annotated as crystallin, gamma N2. The coding region runs from base 1 to 552 and encodes 183 amino acids. The record is from RefSeq and is a predicted model, not a curated record. Gene Ontology annotation, biological process: lens development in camera-type eye; visual perception. Lineage: Eukaryota; Metazoa; Chordata; Actinopteri; Perciformes; Gasterosteidae. Gene Ontology annotation, molecular function: structural constituent of eye lens. The transcript is spliced from 5 exons.